Molecule: messenger RNA, 860 nt
Organism: Babesia bovis T2Bo
Lineage: Eukaryota; Apicomplexa; Aconoidasida; Piroplasmida; Babesiidae
Product: inosine triphosphate pyrophosphatase (HAM1) family protein
Exons: 7
Coding region: 231-791 (186 amino acids)
Biological process (GO): nucleoside triphosphate catabolic process
Cellular component (GO): cytoplasm
Molecular function (GO): nucleoside triphosphate diphosphatase activity
Source: RefSeq, a predicted model, not a curated record
AGUUUAAAAGACAAACUAACAGGAAUAGACCAAAAAGGUGGAAACUAUACACAUGUACGCUGGAAACACGAUCUGUAAUAUAUACAGACGCUUUCUAAUAGUGAUAAAGGAAAUAACUGGAGAUAUAACAGCUAUUCAAGUAUAUACACACAAAAGAGAAUAACAUAAGCACAUUGAUAAACGUGUAACUAACUUCCCAGAAUAAUAUUAUAUAUCCAAAAUAAACAAAUAUGGAAAAGAUAAGAAUCAACUUCUGCUCAAGUAAUAAACAUAAAUACAGAGAAGUGGCAGCAAUACUGGGAGAUCAGUUUGAUCUCAUACAUAGACCCGUAGAAGUGCCCGAAAUACAAGGAGAAGCACGAGAUAUACUGAUGAGGAAACUAGCAGAUGCAUACGCAGUGGUCAAGGAACCAUGCAUAGUAGAAGAUGUAUCGCUCUGCUUCAAUGCAUUCAACGGGUUACCAGGACCGUACAUAAAGGACUUCCUUACAAAAAUGGGAUCCAAUGCACUAUAUAAAGCACUGGAAAACUUCGAAGAUAAAACGGCAAGCGCAAUUUGUACAAUAGGAUAUGCGGAUGAAAAUGUAAUUGAAAUAUUCCAAGGAAUUGUCAAGGGGAAAAUAGUGGAACCAAGAGAAAAGGAAGCUUUCGGGUGGGAUGGAAUAUUUGAAGUAGACGGAACAGGGAAAACAUAUAAUGAAAUGGGAGAAGAAGAAAAAAACAAAAUAUCACACAGGUUCCAUGCCGUAAAUAAACUUAAAAACUACAUCAUGGAACUACACAAAAAGUGAUAUGGACCAACACAUUUUUGCCAAUGUGUGGCAUUAUAACUAAUGACACAUUAAUACGUAGUACGUAUA